Molecule: messenger RNA, 411 nt
Organism: Fibroporia radiculosa
Lineage: Eukaryota; Fungi; Basidiomycota; Agaricomycetes; Polyporales; Fibroporiaceae
Exons: 3
Coding region: 1-411 (136 amino acids)
Source: RefSeq, a predicted model, not a curated record
AUGUCGAUCAGCGUACAGGACACAAUAAAGGCCAUCCGGGACAUGAUUCCCAUCAUCGACCCCGACGAGGACUACCUCACCAUCGCCGCGGCUGAAGAGCAGAUGACAAUCACAGAAGGCGAACGCCGUGCGGACCUCGAGGAGGCCCAGUCCAAGGUCCGCUCUCUUACCCGUCUUUUGGACGCCGCGCGCAUAUCCUCCACUCGUCCAUCCACCGUCCCUUCUGCCGAAGCACAUGCCGCUACUCUAAAUGAGCUCGACGCCACACGCCUUUCCCUCGCGAAAGCCAUCAACGAUGCCGAGAGCGCCCUUGCGAGCAAGGAGGCGGAGCUGGCGCGUCUCAAGGAAGAGCUCCACGCCCUGGAAGCUUCGGAUUCUGCCUCAGAACAUGACUUGGAUGCAACCGCGUGA